ACAACCGGAGAAAAAUUUUUGUUUCAGCUUUCGUGCGAGACGCAAAUUGAAACAUUACUUAUUUUUUCGAAUAUAAAGAACAUACGAGAAGUUUAAUAAAUUUUCAAAAUGGCUGCGCCAAUUCAACAUGAAGAUUUGCUCAAGCUGAAAAGCUUUAUUGAUUUCGUCAAUACAAAUCCCACGGUAUUGAACAUGCCCCAAUUGCAGUUCGUCAAGGAUUUCGUUGAGAAGUUCGGCGGAAAGGUGCCCGAGGGUGAUUUCAAGAUGCCCGAGACUGGCAGUAAAUGUCCAUUUGGCGGCGAUACCGGCGCUAAAGCAAAGCCGGCGGAUUCCUCAGCCAGCGCCGAGGCGGCAGAGGAUUCAUCUGAGAAGAGCGAUGAGGAUGCCAGUGCAUCAGAGCCAGAGUCCGAUAUUGAAUUGGAUAUGGAAGGCGUCAUUGAGGCCGACAAUGAUCCAGCUCAGCCCAUGGGCGACUCCAGCAAAGCGCCCACCGAUGAGGAAAUGGACCAGGCUGGCGAUUUGCGUUCCCAGGCAGCUGCCGCAUACAGUGAACAGAAAUUCGAUGAGGCCAUCAACUUCUACACCAAGGCCAUUGAGCUCAAUCCGGGCAAUGCUCUGUAUCAUGCCAAGCGUGGCCAGGCCUUCCUUAAGCUGCAGAAGCCAAAUGCCUGCAUUCGUGACUGCGACAAGGCCCUGGAGCUAAACUGUGACUCGGCGGCGGCUUACAAGUUCCGUGGACGCGCCCAUCGUCUGCUUGGUCAGUUCGAGGAGGCCGCCAAGGAUUUGCGGCAGGCGUGCAAGUUGGACUUUGAUGAGGAGGCCGACGAGUGGCUGCGCGAAGUCACCCCCAAUGCCAAGAAGAUUGAAAUGCAUCGCAUUAGGCAGGAGCGCAAACAGGCUGAGCGCAAGAUUAAGGAUCGCCAGCGUGCCCAACGUAAGGCUCGCAAGGAGCAGGAGAAGCAAAGCGCUGCUGGCGGCUUCCCGGGUGCUGGUGGUUUCCCAGGUGCUGGUGGCUUCCCAGGAGCUGGCGGUUUCCCAGGAGCUGGUGGCUUCCCAGGUGCUGGCGGCUUCCCAGGAGCUGGUGGCUUCCCGGGUGCUGGUGGCGGCAUGCCUGCUGGUUUCGAUAUGGGCGAUUUGAUGUCGAAAAUGAAGGAUCCCGAAGUGGCAGCUGCCAUGCAAGACAUACUGGCCAAUCCCGCCAACAUUUCCAAAUACGUUUCCAAUCCCAAGAUUUUCAAUUUGAUUAAGAACUUCUUCCCGGGCAGAUUCCCAGGUGGCGAUCCAACUGGUGCCGCCAACAGUGACGAUUCUCCCUUCUCCGAUGCGGAGGGUAAGUCGGCAAACAGCAGCGAACCAAAGGCCAAAAAGGAAUCGUCCGACUUUGUGGAUGAUGGACUUGAUUAGGAUGUGCAACGCUGGACGCAGCAGCAACAAUAAAAAAACCAACAUAAAUACAACAACAAAAA
This is a messenger RNA of Drosophila innubila, 1466 nucleotides long. Its product is annotated as hsc70-interacting protein 1-like. Gene Ontology annotation, molecular function: Hsp70 protein binding; protein dimerization activity. The record is from RefSeq and is a predicted model, not a curated record. The transcript is spliced from 3 exons. Lineage: Eukaryota; Metazoa; Arthropoda; Insecta; Diptera; Drosophilidae. Bases 109 to 1404 code for a protein of 431 amino acids.